UGUUUGUUUUUCUAAUUUCAAAAAAUUUGUUUUUGUUUUGAAUUUCAAAACAUUUUAAACACCCACACCCAACAUCCAAUACACACACACACACACUUAAAAACCAAAUAAUAAUAAUGGGCAAUUGUCUUAAAACAGUGUCAUCACAUGAUGACAUUUCAUUAUUACGUGAUAGUGCACCAACUGCACAACGUGAUUCUUCGGAUCAUUCAUCAUUGGUGGCCAAUAUAAUUAAUACAGCAGCAAUACAACAACAACAGCAGCAGCAGCAGCAUCAAGCACAGACACAUUUUGCCUUGGAUUUGGAUGGUAGUCGUGUGUCAACAACACGUAACAAUAUUGUUAAUGCUAUUAUGAUUGGUGGUACACAACAACAACAACAACAACAGGAAAAUAAUACUGGAUCAACAUUAUUAUUUUAUCCAUCACCAAAUGUUAGCCGUCAAGCAAAUCAAUUGACCGAAGAGGAACAGAUAAAAAUUGCACAACGUAUUGGUCUAAUACAACAUUUACCCACUGGAUCAUAUGAUGGUUGUAAAAAGAAUCGAGAAUGUGUGAUAUGUAUGAUUGAAUUUUUAAUGGAUGAUCCAAUACGUUUUUUACCAUGUAUGCAUAUUUAUCAUACAAAAUGUAUUGAUGAUUGGUUAAUGCGUUCAUUAACAUGUCCAUCAUGUAUGGAACCAGUUGAUGCGGCAUUAUUAUCAGCCUAUCAAACAGAUUGAUUGAUUUAUUUGUUUUGUAAUUUUUUUUUUUCGCCGAACGAAUACUAUCAUUGUGUAUAUUGGGGAAAAACAAACGAAGAUAUUGGAUUACGGAUUUCUUGUGAUGGUGGUUAAGAGAACAAAACGAAACAACUAUAAAAUCGAAUCAAUUUUGAUUGGAUUGGAUUCGAUAAAUUUUUUUUUCUAAAUUUGUA
This is a messenger RNA of Dermatophagoides farinae (American house dust mite), 916 nucleotides long. RefSeq names its product Ring finger protein 11 (gene Rnf11). Gene Ontology annotation, biological process: ubiquitin-dependent protein catabolic process. Lineage: Eukaryota; Metazoa; Arthropoda; Arachnida; Sarcoptiformes; Pyroglyphidae. Gene Ontology annotation, molecular function: ubiquitin protein ligase activity. Gene Ontology annotation, cellular component: ubiquitin ligase complex. The record is from RefSeq and is a predicted model, not a curated record.